AUGUUUUCCACAACCAAUGCGCAAGGAACUACGAGUAACCAGGUUCUUCUCUUCCGCAACGAUUGUUCUAAAACGAAAAUACUUUUAUUUGAUUUUUAUCAGGAGAAACUUGAUCUCAAAAUGAUGAUGAGUGAUCCAUUUUGCAAUUCCGAUAUGAAUUUAUUUUCCAAAUUAACGAUCAAGAUGAGAUGGGGAAAGAAAAGAUAUACAAAAGGAUUUUCUGGAAAGUUUGAACAUGUGGGUACUUUGGGCAAGGGAAUCAUGUCUAUGGUUCCGAUGGAUGUCAAAAUAUCCUACCAUCACAACUGUAUUUUAGUUGCCAACUUCCACAAUGCUUGUAUUCAUGUAUUUGAGCUGAAAUCUAAACAAUUGAAAUACUCGGUUUCAACUCCAGCACGUUUCCCAACCAGUAUCUGUAUAGAAGAAAAUUAUAAUGACAAUGUCAAUAUCAUGAUGGACGCUAUUCUAAUGUUCUGUCAUCAAAACCAUUGUCUGUACAAGUAUGAUUUGGAAAAAUACUUGUUGAAGGAUAAUAGAGGAUUAGCUAUUUGGAAAUCUACAGAUAUUGCACGAACCAUGUCUGUAACAAUGAGACCAAACUCAAAACAAAUAUUUUGUGUCGAUAUGGAUGCUCGAUCGGUAAAGAUUUUGGAUUCUCGUAGUGGUAUAACCAUUCAUUGUAUUUCUUUGGAGCAAAGUUCAUCUCCAUUCAGUUUGGCAUUUGUGAAUGAUUUUCAAUUUGUGUUAAGUACCGAUAUUAACUUGAAAAUUUUCAAAAUGAGUGUAAGUCAUGAAUGGAAGUGUGUUAAAACGUUGGGAAAGAAAGGAGACAACAGAGGAGAGUUUGAUUGUGCACAGUCCAUCAUUUUUGACAAGAAGUCACAAUUUUUGAUUGUCAAUGAUCGUACUAACUUUAGAAUUCAAAUCGUGACACUAGAAGGAGAGUGUUUGGCCUCUUUUGGCUCAUUUUCAAUGAUCAUGAUUGAUGGAAGAUCAGGAAUUUAA
This is a messenger RNA of Naegleria lovaniensis, 1005 nucleotides long. RefSeq lists its product as uncharacterized. The record is from RefSeq and is a predicted model, not a curated record. The transcript has a single exon. Lineage: Eukaryota; Heterolobosea; Eutetramitea; Acrasida; Naegleriidae. Bases 1 to 1005 code for a protein of 334 amino acids.